Messenger RNA from Vicia faba (fava bean), 1089 nucleotides. The record is from the annotation of a GenBank genome assembly. NCBI's taxonomy places the organism in Eukaryota, Viridiplantae, Streptophyta, Magnoliopsida, Fabales, Fabaceae.
AUGGCUGCUACUGCGGCUGCUGCUCUCCGGUUUGUUCCCCCAAACCCCACUCCCAAGAAAACUGUCCACUCCUUCUCUAAACCCAAUCUUGUCUCAUCAUCGCGGUUUUCUCUUCCUCUACCUCCCUGCAAAUGUUCCUUCACUGCCCCUCUUUCCACUACGACCUAUCAGUUUUCUGACGCUGCUUCUGAGAUGGAGUUAAGAUUACAUAUAGGAGGCAUGGGUAUAAUAAGCACAAAAGACAUAUCUGUUAAUGCAGACGAUACAUCCUUAGAUAUCACACUCUUGCGCUCAGGAUCUCCCAUUACCUUGAUACAAACUAAUCCUCUCUUUGACAGGAUUAAACCCUCCGAAACAAUAUGGUAUAUAGAUGAUGAUCAGCUUGUUGUGAGUUUCAAGAAACACGACCCUGACUUGAAAUGGCCUGAUAUCAUGGAAUCAUGGGAAUCACUUGCUGCCGGAUCAUCCCAGCUUUUGAAAGGAACUUCAAUUUACCUUGUCGGUCAUUCCACUGAAAUCAACCAGAAAGUGGCUCAAGAGCUUGCUACUGGUCUCGGAUACACACCACUUAGUACGCAAGAGUUGCUGGAAUCUUAUUCCAACCAAACCGUGGAUUCAUGGCUGCUUGCUGAAGGUUCUGACUCGGUAGCUGAAGGUGAAGGCGCUGUACUUGAAAGCAUAAGUUGUCAUGUAAGGACAGUAGUUGCAACAUUAGGAGGUAGACAAGGUGCUGCUGGAAGAUCUGAUAAAUGGAGACAUCUUUAUGCAGGAUUUACUGUCUGGUUGUCACAAACUGAAGCAUCAGAUGAAGAUUCUGCAAAGGAGGAGGCACACCGAAAUGUCAAAGAUGGCAUAACUGCAUACACAAACUCAGAUGUUGUUGUCAAACUACAGGGAUGGGAUCCUGCCUAUGCUAAAAGUGUGGCACAAGGAUGUUUGAGGGCCCUAAAACAGUUAAUCCUAUCUGACAAGAAACUUCCAGGUAAAAAAGGCUUAUACAUAAGAUUGGGAUGUCGUGGUGAUUGGCCGAAUAUUAAGCCCCCUGGUUGGGAUCCGUCAAGUGAAGGCGGAAAAACUCUUGGCACAUAA